AUGUCAACAAGGACCACUACAAACGCCUCCGUCACUACUGAAGGUAUAGAGGGAAGCAAUAACAAAACCGGAGGUGGCUUGAUGUCUCAUAAUCAUUUUGGUGCACCACCACUACCCACAAGCAAUAGCCACUCACAGCCAACCACUUCCACCACCAAGGCUGCCGCAAACAUAUCCUCCUCUUCGUCUUCAUCAUCAUCAGCCACAGAAGAAGAUACUAAUUACCAGUCGAGACACAAUAGAACUCCACAGUCAAGUCUACAACGCAGUCAAUCACAACACUCACCUGGCUCACAUGACACAUCCACAUCCGCAUCCUCAUCAUUUGACCCCGGACCCUCACUAGUAGAUAUCUUUUAUUCAGCUAAAAAAUUGUUGAAUUUACAACCAAGAGUUGAGAAUAGACAGCUACGCAAAUCAAACAGUAAAACUCAACUAAGUCAUAUGAAGAAUAACGUUUAUAAUGAGCAACAUUACAACUUUAGUAUAUCGCCUGACUUUCGUCAGCAAUUGACAUCACAUCAAUCUGGUCAACAGCACACAUCACAGCCUCCCCACCAGCAACACCGUCAUCAUCAUCAUCGUCAUGUACAUCUACUGGGUACAAAUGAAGAUACAUUUGACUUGCUUUCCCCCUUGUCAAUAGAUGAAUUACAAAACACCAGUGCGUUAAAACCAAUAUUCAGCAGCCCUUCAAAACGCAAUGUUGAGAAAUCAAAUACUCCUAGUCUACCGCAACGGAAUGGGUCCAAUGGUGAGAAUUCAAUGGAUAUCGAUAUGGAACCACCAAACAGUACUGAAAGCAAGUCCCCCACUUCAGAUCAAAGCAGUUGUUCAAGAAAUAAUUCUAGUGCGUGCGGUACUUCGGCUACAUCGAGCGUAGCAUCUGAUGUCGAGGCCACCGCAACAAAGCCAAAAUCGAACUUGACAUCUUCACUAUCGAAGUUGAAGGAAUUAAAACAGGAAAAAAAGACCGGUUCAACCGAGGAAAAGGAGGAGGAAAAGGAGCCCACGAAGAAGGAAACUGAAGCACAAGCAAUAAAGACCUCUUGUUUCAACUGUAAAACUGAAAAGACUCCCUUGUGGCGAAAAGAUACUGACGGUAACACCUUGUGUAAUGCUUGUGGUUUAUUUUUGAAAUUACAUGGUACAACACGUCCUUUAUCGUUAAAGACCGAUGUCAUAAAAAAGAGAAAUUCAAGGAAAUCGUCAAGUAGUGCAAUGUCCAGUUCUGCACCACGAACAUUGAAUAUCGCAUCAGCUCAACAUUUAAAUUCGAGAAAUGGUGAUGGUGCAACAAUAUUUAAGAGGCAUACUCCAAUUGCCAUUGCUCCAAAUACCAAUGGAUUUGCUUCAUCUCUACCUAAUCAAUUUUCCAAUUCUUUUGGUGGAGGAAGUAACUCACUACAAAACUCAAGAUUGAAAAAUGUAAUGAUUUUACCCAAGACUUCAAGUUCAACCAGUUUGAGCAACAAGAGUAUACCUAUCCCGCAGAGCCGCAAUAAUGAUGUUAGUUCACCGACGUCGGCUGCGUCAUCAGCAAACUCAUCAUAUUCAUACACAAUUAACAAUAAUCAGCCAUUCAAGAGGAAAAAAUCAGAGGUUAAUAUACCUGCCACUAUUGAACAAGCUGGAGUCAUGAGUGCAUCAUCAUUCAAUAAUAGGAAUAACGCGGCUGGGUUCCCCUCGAGUGCAUCUUUAAAUCAUCAACUGCAGCAACUGCAACAACCAGCGUCUGCUAUGUCAAUGUCGAAUAUCCCAUCGUCGAUCAAACGCACAAAUUCACUUGUUUCGUCAUCUUCAUUGAGUAGAAGAACAUCGUUGGUGAAUAUUUCAAGGAAAAACACGGUAUCGGUGUCUACACCAACAAAUUCAUUGACUUCGAAUAAUAUUAAUAUGCUCAAUCAAAGGUUCCCACAAUCAAAUUAUUUCGAUACUCCUCAAGAAUUUCAACAACGACCACAAAUUUCAAGGCACAAUAGUAAUACUACUUUGAUGCAUACGCAUAGUCAAGGUCAUAGUUUUGGUGGUAAUGUUCAUGAAAAUGGUGGUGUUGAGACACCCAAUUCUUUAAAUUCACCAAAUUCAUUUCUUGUUGGUAGCUUUAAUCAACAUGAGACACCAAAUUCCAUACCUGCUACGCCAAUGAAUGUUGUGGGUAUGCUUCCGUCUUCGAUACCUAAUGCUUCGACUACCUCAAUGUUGUCUGCGCAAAUGAAGCAACUGCAGUCGAAGCAACUGCUGCAGAAGCAACAACAGAAGCUGCAACUGCUGCAACACUAUCUGCAGAAGCAACAACUACAGCAACUGCAACCAUUGCAAUUUCAGCAACAUCAUCAAAAACACAACCACCAUUAUCAACACCACCACCAGCCAUAUGGUCAGGACGUACAUUCAAAGCAAUUGAAAUUGUUGGAACAAUAUAGAGCCAGUAAACCUCCCAUUGUCCAACAUGAAGGAAUUGACGAUGAAUUGAUGAUGUUGGGUGACGGCAACCACAACAACAACAGCACUGACAAUGAUUUCAUUCCCUCCGUACCAGAAGUCGACCCCGACAUGAUUGAUGCAACCAUGAGUAUGAUUGAUGAAGAGUUUUUCCGCAACUACACGAGCCUACACAAUGAUGAUGAUGGGGGUGAUGAAGAACCAGAUGGAUUCGCAGUUCCCGGUUUGGCAUCUCAAGAUAGUUCUCAACUACCAUCGCAAUUGUCAUCACAAUUACCAUCAACGCAAAUUUCUCCUCUGAAGAUUAGUAUUGCCGCUCCGAAGCUGACGCAGUUUACAAGUACGAAUGAUGCGUUUGCUAUGCAAAUGCACACUACCAGUACCACUACUACUACUAAUGGUUUUGGUAGUAAAGGGAAUGGAGCUGGCAUGGCGACUACACCCGAUUACAAGGAUUUAGAUUGGUUAAAGUUUGAAAUGUGA
Lodderomyces parapsilosis is the source of this 2928-nucleotide messenger RNA. RefSeq names its product nitrogen-responsive transcriptional regulator (gene GLN3). Lineage: Eukaryota; Fungi; Ascomycota; Pichiomycetes; Serinales; Debaryomycetaceae. Gene Ontology annotation, biological process: positive regulation of transcription by RNA polymerase II; negative regulation of transcription by RNA polymerase II. The coding region runs from base 1 to 2928 and encodes 975 amino acids. Gene Ontology annotation, molecular function: DNA-binding transcription factor activity, RNA polymerase II-specific; zinc ion binding; RNA polymerase II cis-regulatory region sequence-specific DNA binding. The transcript has a single exon. The record is from RefSeq and is a predicted model, not a curated record.